UUUAGAUCUACAUUAUAUACACGGAAAAAUCAUGGGUUUGGAAAUAGCCACAUAUUUUGAAAAUAAGACUAUUUUGUCACCGGUGCCACCGGAUUUCUUGCAAAGGUUUUUGUUGAGAAAAUGCUUCGGAUUCAACCGAAUGUGAAGAAACUGUUCCUUCUGGUUAGAGCUGCCGAUGCGAGUUUGGCUGCCAAGAGACUGCAUGAAGAGAUCAUCAAUAAAAGCUUAUUCGGAGUUCUACGAGAGAGGGAGGGUUCAAACAUCAUGGAGAAGAUAGUUGCAGUUGCGGGGGAUGUUUCAUGCGAGAAUUUAGGAAUCCGUGAUUCCCAGAUGAGUAAGGAGGUGCAGGAAGAAAUCGACAUAAUUGUCAAUUCAGCAGCAACCACCAAUUUCAAUGAAAGAUACGAUCUCUCACUAGCUAUUAAUACAUUUGGUGCUGCUAACCUCAUGAGCUUUGCCAACAAAUGUGCCAAUGCAAAGAUAUUCCUCCACGUGUCCACGGCAUACGUAUGCGGUGAGAGGGAGGGGCUAAUUCUGGAAAAGCCAUUUCGCAUGGGGGAGACGCUUAACGGGUCUCAUAACUUGGACAUCAAUGCCGAGCAGCAGUUAGCUAUGGGAUUACUGACGGAGCUUCGAGGCAAGAAUGCUUCUGACAGGGAGAUUAGCAAUGCCAUGAAGGAUUUUGGGGUUCAUAGGGCAAGAAUACAUGGUUGGCCAAAUACAUACGCAUUCACAAAAGCAAUGGGGGAGAUGCUUUUAGGGCAUCUAAAGAAGGAACAUUUGCCUUUGCUUGUGUUUCGUCCGACCAUCAUCACUAGUACCUUGAAGGAACCGUUUUCCGGUUGGAUUGAGAAUUUCAGAACCUUGGACAGCAUUGCAUUUGCUUAUGGUAAAGGAAAACUCAAGUUCUUCUUGGCCGAUCCCCGUGCGAUAAUUGACAUUAUACCAGUCGACAUGGUAGUGAAUGCCAUGAUAAUGGGAACGGUGAUAAAUAGUCAUCACAAGCAGCUUUCUCCUCACAGUGAAGGCGACGAGCCCAUCAUAUACCACCUGGGUUCAUCCUCGAGAAACCCGAUCACAUUUGCAACUAUUCAGAGCCUAACAAGGCAAUAUUUUGUAAAGAACCCAUGGAUCAAUGAAGAUGGAAGGCCCGUCAAGGUCCGCAAGGCUAGAGUAAUAAGCAGCAUAUCCAACUUCCGAAUCUACAUGACCCUCCGCUACUUAGUCUUCAUCAAGGUACUAAGAUUGGCAAGUUCAGUGUUGUGCUUGCGAAAGCACGAGGAGUUGUACCUGAAUAUGAAUCGAAAGGUGAAAGUGGCUCUUAAAUUGUCAGACCUCUACAAACCCUACGUUUUCUUCAAGGGAAUAUUUGAUGACUCAAAUACAGAAGCACUGAGAAAGGAAGCCAAGGAGAGGGGAGUGGAUUUGGAAACCUUCAAUUUUGAUCCCAAAAGCAUCAUUUCUUGGGAGGACUACCUCAUCAAAACUCAUUUUCCCGGGAUUCAUCUAGCAAUAAACACAAAUAAAUGAUCUUUACUAUGAAGUCUAUGAUACAUACACUUAUAAUAUCAUAAACAAUGUCCCAGCAUGCAUCCUGCCGUGCCAUCAUGCAGUAAUUUACUUGAAUGUACUGUACUUAUAUUUUUCUACUAAGGUAUUGUAGAUUAAUCCCCUC
Molecule: messenger RNA, 1675 nt
Organism: Punica granatum (pomegranate)
Lineage: Eukaryota; Viridiplantae; Streptophyta; Magnoliopsida; Myrtales; Lythraceae
Source: RefSeq, a predicted model, not a curated record